AUGGUAAAAGAAAAAGAUAUAUGGGUGUUGCCAUUUUGUCCGUACAACUGUAGGUGAACACUAAGCAUUUGCGCAGUGAAUAACACCAAUGUUCUAUGCUUUCUCUUCGCAAAUCGUUGCCACCUCGCAAUUUGAGGCCAAUUUCCACGGUGUUCCCAUUGCAACGCUGGAUUCACCACAUUUUUUCAUCAGUUACAGGUUCUUUCCAACAGGUAUCACAUGACCAUGAGAACAAGACCAACUUUGUAUUCCAUUCUUGCACCGACAUUGGUACUGCCAGGCAGCUUCACGCGCUUUUUACGGUGUUGGGUAAGGCUCAAAAUGUCGUUUUGUUCACUCGGCUUGUUACUUUGUAUGCCACUCUUGGGGACCUCUCAUUGUCUCGCAACACUUUUCAGUACAUUCAGAGGAAGAACAUUUUCACAUGGAACUCUAUGGUGGCUGCGUUUGUUAAGUGCGGGAAAUACCGUGAUGCUAUGAACUGUGUCAGUGAGUUGUUAUCUAAUUCGGGUGUAAGACCUGACUUUUACACUUUCCCCCCUGUGUUGAAGGCGUGCGUGAGUGUGGUUGAUGGGGAGAAGAUGCAUUGUUGGGUUUUGAAGAUGGGUUUUGAGCAUGAUGUGUAUGUGGCUGCUUCCUUGAUCCAUCUGUAUUCAAGGUUCAGUGCUGUGGAUGUUGCCCACAAGGUGUUUGAUGAUAUGCCCGUCCGAGAUGUUGGGUCUUGGAACGCGAUGAUUUCGGGGUUUCUUCAGAAUGGGAAAGCAACCAGCGCGUUGGGUGUUUUAGGUAGGAUGAAGGUUGAAGGGGUAAAGAUGGAUACAGUUACGGUGGCAAGUGUGCUUCCUGUUUGUGCGCAAGCGAAUGAUGUUGUUUGUGGGAUGUUGGUUCAUCUGUACGUGAUAAAGCAUGGGUUGGAAAGUGAUCUUUUUGUUUGCAAUGCUUUGAUUAAUAUGUAUUCGAAGUUUGGUAGGCUGCAGGAUGCACAGAGGGUUUUUGAUGGCAUGAAGGUGAGAGAUGUGGUGUCUUGGAAUUCUAUAAUAGCUGCAUAUGAGCAGAAUGACGAUCCAGAUACUGCACUUCGUUUAUUUAAAGGGAUGCAGUUUGUGGGAAUGGGACCUGAUUUGUUGACAGUUGUGAGUUUGAUCUCAAUUUUUGUUCAGUUAAGUGAUCGGAGGAUUGGCAGGGCUGUUCAUGGAUUUGUUAUGAGGCGUGGUUGGCUUGAGGAAGAUGUUGUUAUAGGUAAUGCUCUUGUGAAUAUGUAUGCCAAAUUGGGUUUGAUAGAUUGUGCACGUGCAGUUUUCGAACAGCUUCCUAGAAGAGAUGUAAUUUCAUGGAACACUUUGAUCACAGGUUAUGCUCAAAAUGGUCUUGCAAGUGAGGCAAUUGAUGCUUACAACAUGAUGGGAGAAUGUAGAACGAUAAUCCCCAACCAAGGAACAUGGGUGAGCAUUCUCCCAGCAUAUUCCCAUAUUGGAGCUUUGCAACAAGGAAUGAAAAUACAUGGGAGGCUAAUCAAGAACUCUCUCUACUUGGAUGUCUUUGUGGCUACCUGCCUGAUUGACAUGUAUGGGGAAUGUGGGAAGUUAGAGGAUGCAAUGUCCCUAUUCUAUGAAAUCCCUCGGGAAACUUCAGUCCCUUGGAAUGCAAUAAUAUCUUCUCUCGGGAUUCAAGGGCAUGGAAAAGAAGCUGUGCAACUUUUCAAGGAUAUGCAAGCUGACGGGGUAAAGGCUGACCAUAUUACUUUUGUAUCGUUGUUGUCGGCUUGUAGCCAUUCAGGUUUAGUUGAUGAGGGUCAAUGGUGCUUCGAAUUGAUGCAGAAAGAUUAUGGGGUAAAGCCCAAUUUGAAACAUUAUGGCUGCAUGGUGGAUUUAUUUGGCAGAGCUGGGUAUUUGGAGAAGGCACAUAAUUUAGUAAACAAUAUGCCCAUACAAGCAGAUGCAUCCAUUUGGGGUACUCUCCUUUCUGCUUGUAGAAUACAUGGAAAUGCAGAAUUGGGUACUUUAGCUUUAGAUCGCUUGUUGGAAGUUGAUUCAGAGAAUGUUGGCUAUUAUGUUUUGCUGUCAAAUAUCUAUGCAAAUGUUGGAAAAUGGGAAGGAGCAGUUAAAGUAAGAUCCUUAGCCAAAGAUAGAGGAUUGAAGAAGACUCCUGGAUGGAGUUCUGUUGUAGUAGGUAGUGUAGUUGAAGUUUUUUAUGCAGGGAACCAAACUCAUCCACAAUGUACAGAGAUAUACAAGGAAUUAAGGGUUUUGAAUGCCAAAAUGAAAAGCCUUGGUUAUGUUCCAGACUAUAGUUUUGUCCUACAAGACGUUGAGGAGGAUGAGAAAGAGCAGAUUUUGAUAAGUCACAGUGAGAGGCUGGCCAUUGCAUUUGGACUUAUCAGCACCCCACCAAAAUAUCCCAUUAGGAUAUUUAAAAACUUGCGUGUUUGUGGUGAUUGCCACAAUGCUACCAAGUACAUAUCCAAAAUUACUGAAAGGGACAUUAUUGUGAGGGAUUCUAACCGUUUUCAUCACUUUAAAGAAGGGUUUUGUUCAUGUGGUGAUUACUGGUGACUGAUGAAUUUCCAUUUGUUAAUAUUUUUCUAGACUAAUUGUGUUUCCGUGAGGUUUCUUUUGUUUUUAUUUUCUUAUUUUAGAUUAGAUUUGGUUUUUCAAAAAUAAAAUGCUGUUAUUCCAAAUAUGUGUUAAUAUGAGCUUAUUAGAUAGAAUUUAGUUUAGUCUAGUUUUCUUUCCUAUUCAUUAGUUUAGCUCAAUUAAG
Molecule: messenger RNA, 2757 nt
Organism: Vigna umbellata (rice bean)
Lineage: Eukaryota; Viridiplantae; Streptophyta; Magnoliopsida; Fabales; Fabaceae
Source: RefSeq, a predicted model, not a curated record